GGCACCACUGAUAUUAAACCUAAUAGAUGUCGCUACGUGUACAAAAAUAAACUGAAAAUUUAGUAUGACAUAUUUAAAUAAUAAACUCGUUCAGUUUUGAAUGAAUAGAAAUGAUAUUAAAAUAGUGUACGAAUUAAACAAUGUCGAAAAUAGAUGAUCUUGAAGAACAAUGCGAGGACGCACUGUUCGAAUUAUGCGACGCCAGAGAGCGAUAUCCAUUACGAUGCGUUAAUGAGUUUAGGAAAUCUAUCCAACUUCAAAGUGAUAUUCACAUGACGAAAGUAUGUCCGAAAUUAAAUAUAAUGGAUAAACCAUCCGACUUAAAACAAAGAGCAGACUUCAACAUUGAUUUUUACCAGAAAGAAGCAGGAUCUUUUGAGCACUUGGAUUGUAGAUUGCAAAACAUUGCGAGUAAAUUGAAUAAUUUGAAAGCUGUUGCAGAACAAGUUAAUCGUGAAAAAAUGUCCGAGAUUAAUAAACUAUUGAAAAAUUAAAUUUAUGUUUUUCAAGUAAUAAAAUCUUAAAUAUAACGUUA
Hylaeus volcanicus is the source of this 535-nucleotide messenger RNA. RefSeq lists its product as uncharacterized. The record is from RefSeq and is a predicted model, not a curated record. NCBI's taxonomy places the organism in Eukaryota, Metazoa, Arthropoda, Insecta, Hymenoptera, Colletidae. Bases 141 to 494 code for a protein of 117 amino acids. The transcript has 3 exons.